AUUUUAUUUAUGUUUAGAUUAAACAAGUUAAUUAAAAGCUUUGGUAGUAUUUAAAACCUCACCAAUUGGGAAAAUGAUGUUGUUAAAGCUAGUAAACCAGUCCUUGUUGACUUUUAUGCAACGUAAUUAAUUGUUUAAUGAAUUAUAGUUGGUGUGGACCAUGCAAAAGAUUAACUCCUAUAUUAGAGCAAAAAGUUAAAGAACAUCCAAAUGUAACACUUAUUAAAAUUGAUAUCGAUCAACAUGAAUAAUUAGCAAAUCAAAACAAUAUUGAAGUUGUACCAACUGUUAUGCUUUUUUAAAAUGGAAAGAAAGUCAAUAAUUUUACAGGAAUGCUAUCUCCAGAUAAUCUAAAUAAAUUCUUUGAUUAAAUUCCAAAAUAAUGAAUAUUAUCAAUAAUAUAUAAUCAAAUAAUCCAAUUUGAC
This is a messenger RNA of Paramecium sonneborni, 425 nucleotides long. The record is from the annotation of a GenBank genome assembly. Lineage: Eukaryota; Ciliophora; Oligohymenophorea; Peniculida; Parameciidae.